Botrytis sinoallii is the source of this 258-nucleotide messenger RNA. RefSeq lists its product as uncharacterized. Bases 1 to 258 code for a protein of 85 amino acids. The record is from RefSeq and is a predicted model, not a curated record. NCBI's taxonomy places the organism in Eukaryota, Fungi, Ascomycota, Leotiomycetes, Helotiales, Sclerotiniaceae. The transcript is spliced from 2 exons.
AUGCUAAUUCUCCAUUCUGCUAGGGGACCUCGAGCAAUACGCACAUCAACCCCCCCGCGAUACGUCGCUGGCAUGCGCAACGAUAAGAAAACAGGCGGACAAGGCACAGGAGGAAGACGAGGAGGACGAGAAGUUGACAAGCGGCAUGCAGAUUUUGGUUCAGAGUUGGCAUAUAUAAACGGCGCAAGUGUAGAGAUGGGAUUUCUGGGUUCGAAUUAUGCAGAAUAUGGUGAAAUGGACUGGAUAUUUGGUGUAUAA